AUGAAUAAUAAUAUGAAUAAUAAUAUUCAUUUAGAACAAAACUAUGUUCCAUCAUCAUCAUCCACCUCUUUAACUAUUGAAGAACAAAUACAACAACUCAGUUGUACAACCAUCAAUAACAAAAAAGAUCAUCUUUUAGAGGACGAAGAAGAUUUUGAUAUGUUUGAUAUUACAACCGGUAAAAUAAUACAAUAUGACCUUACUCAAACAGUUCAAUACGGAGAAGCAUCUAUUAGAUGGGAUGACAAUGAUGUUAAAUCAAAUGGAUCAGUUGAUAGUCCUUCUCCUCCUCCGACCGUAAAUUAUAGUAAUGGAAAUGCACAUCCAGGAAAGACAUCUCCAGUAAUGCAACAACAACAACAACUAUUACAACCAAUUGUUGUCAAUGCAACUGUACAACAAAUUCAACAACUUCAACCUUUAUCACCGAAACAACAGGCUGUUACGGCACCUGUUCCAGUACAACCACCUCCACAACCGGUAUAUGUUGAAUGCAAAGACAUGGAUCCUCUUACCAAAGUAAACCAACUUCAACCCUAUGUAACAGAAUCCUUUGAUAUUGCAUGUCAUCGAUUCUACAGAACCAUCAUUGAUUCUGGAUUUUGGUCUGAUGUAUCAAAGGAAAUGGGUUUCUAUGAUAUGGCAGAAGGAGAAUGGAGUGUAUCACCAACUGGGUGUCAUCAACAAAGAGAACUUAAUUUUAAAACACCUAUAUCAUUCAAGAUUGGACCAAAAGUUGCAACUGUGAAACAAAUCCAAAAGAUUAGAAGAACACCAGGCGGAGGUUAUUUUAUGGAGACUAGUUCUUUAUCAACCGACGUACCAUAUGGAGACCAUUUCUCGGUCGAAAAUUAUAUUAGUUUGGAACCAUUGGCCAAGAAUAUGUGUCUAUUAAAAGUAUCGACCGCCGUCAAGUUUACAAAGUCCAUUUGGGGAUUGACAAACUUGAUUGAAAAAUCGGUGGUUCAAUCAAACAAAGACUUUUUCUCUGUUUGGACUAGAAUGGCAAAACUAUUGAUUCAAGAAAAUAGAAUUCAACAUAGUGUCAUUGAACCACAAUCACCUAUUCCUCAACAACAACAACAACAACAACAACAACAAACACAACAACAACAACAACAACAACAACAACAACAACAACAACAACAACAACAACAACAACAACAACAACAACAACAACAACAACAACCUUCUUUCUCCUCUCACCUCUCCAACCUCUCCAUCAAGACCAAUUCAAAAACCUUUACCUUCAUUACCUCCAUCUUGUCAACACCCAAUAGAAUUUGUAAAUAA
Cavenderia fasciculata is the source of this 1293-nucleotide messenger RNA. RefSeq lists its product as uncharacterized. Bases 1 to 1293 code for a protein of 430 amino acids. Lineage: Eukaryota; Evosea; Eumycetozoa; Acytosteliales; Cavenderiaceae. Gene Ontology annotation, biological process: intracellular sterol transport. The record is from RefSeq and is a predicted model, not a curated record. Gene Ontology annotation, cellular component: plasma membrane; endoplasmic reticulum membrane; endoplasmic reticulum-plasma membrane contact site. Gene Ontology annotation, molecular function: sterol binding; sterol transfer activity. The transcript has 2 exons.